This is a messenger RNA of Cladocopium goreaui, 4882 nucleotides long. Lineage: Eukaryota; Dinophyceae; Suessiales; Symbiodiniaceae. The record is from the annotation of a GenBank genome assembly.
CAAUGCCAGCCGUGCUUCCGCCAAGACGCCACUUCCGGCGGCCAACGGCUCCACCAGCUCCACCAGACGAGUUCUGCCCAGAGGUACCUCUGACAUGGCAGCGGGCAAUGCGGAAGGUAUCCAAACUUCCGCGUCUGAACAAGAUGAAAAUCACGAUUCCCAACGAGCGUGUGGUCACGAAAUCAAAUCGACAGUGGCUGACGAAGAGGGGCCGCGUUUAUCGACGGGUUGGGCUUGACCCAGCACUUGAAAGACUCUUUGGCCUAGGGCCUCCAGCACCUCCAGCGUUGAGUCCUGCUGAUGAUUUGCACCAUGAAAGCGAAGAGCAUGCACAACUUGUGGACCGUUUCAUGAAAGAAAUCUUAGCAGAGACUGGGCAGAUGGCUCGCUGGGACAAUAUUUCCCAAAUGGAUCUGGAUUCAAAUCAGGCACCAUCGCCCGAUGCGGAUUCCAUGAUGGCCAAAGUCUUCAAAGAAGUAGCGGCGUCUUCCCUUGGUUCUAUUGAGUCCAUCGUGGCACGCACCUACCAUGGUACUCCAGACGACGAUGAUAUUCGUUCCGUUUUGGCUAAUGACCUUGCACAGCAGAUUGUCAAUGCUUCCCGUGGAACAUCGCCCCUGGUGCAUGCUUCCGAGGUUCAGUCCGAGCUGGGGACAGAGAAGGGAUCUGAAGUCUGUGCCAUGCUGCGUGAAUUUCUCAAUCCUUCACCUACGAUCGAGAACAUGGAGAAUAUGGAUGUUGGAGUUGGCGUGUCUGAUGCACAGCUGUCGGACACAGACAUGGUAGCAACGCACCUUGCCAGACAUAUGAUUCAGUCAAUUCAGUCCAUCUCCAGAUUCUCCAGUCCCAAGCUCGACAUCCCAAGCUCGGCUUCAGCUUCAGCAAUCGACGGAAGCCAUUCGCAGCUGGCGCAGUCCCUGGCGCAGAAAAUCCUGGUGAAUUUGGAGUCCAGUGCCUCACCACAUUCAGAGCAAGCAGAGCAAGCAGAGGACGGAUGUAUUGAUGUUCCUGUCCUGGAAGGUGAUUGGAACCCAGCUUCCAAUGUUUCCACUGGGCAUUCAGCGGUGCCAUCCGAUGCCGCCAUUGACAUGGCCAAAGGUGUGAUCUUUGGUGCAAGCUCACACAGUGCAGUGCCUGCGCACUCCGAUGCAGCUUCGCAAGGACAACUUUCUCAGAACACAGAUUCUGUUGUUGCGGAAUCGAUUACUAGAAAUCUCAUUGUGGGUGGGAUGUGCGAUUCUGAUGUUCGUUCUCAAAGUGGACACAUACCAGAGGAAGCGUUGUCAGAUGGUUAUGCAGUGAACGGUGUUGCUAGAGAAGUCAUUGUGUCAGCAGCCGCACAGGAAGUACCAACACAGCGUACGGCCCCAUCCUCCCACAUUGAAUCGGAAGGUGCAGUUUCCCAUGCUGUGCAGUUGGUCGCAAGAGAUACGUUUGCAGAGCAUGCAACAGUUCCCUAUGCCAGUUCAUUGCCAAAGGAUCUAGUCGAGCAACCACGAUCAGAUGCUGAUGGUGGUGCAGAGGUUCAAGCAAUCCUCAGACAGACCAUUGAUGGCGCUUGUAGUGGCACGUCAGCUCAAAGCAAGAUCCCUCCUUCCCAACAAGAAUCUGAGCAUGCCGACUCCAUGGUAGCAGGAUCUGCGGCCAGACAGAUCAUUGCACCCCAUGCAGCUGCUGGUUCAAACUCUAGAGAUGUGGAGGAGCAAGUUCAUUCAGAGGCUGAGGUGUAUGUGGAUGCAGUGGAACAAGCGGUGGCUCGAGAAUUUGUUGCUUCUGCAAGCAAUCUUCAGGGUGUCCCUCAACCAUCGCAUGAACAACUUUCUCAGAAAACAGAUUCUGUUGUUCCGGAAUCGAUUACUAGAAAUCUCAUUGCGGGUGGGAUGUAUGAGUCUGAUGUUCGUUCUCAAAGUGGACACAUACCAGAGGAAGCGUUGUCAGAUGGUUAUGCAGUGAACGGUGUUGCUAGAGAAGUCAUUGUGUCAGCAGCCGCACAGGAAGUACCAACACAGCGUACGGCCCCAUCCUCCCACAUUGAAUCGGAAGGUGCAGUUUCCCAUGCUGUGCAGUUGGUCGCAAGAGAUACGUUUGCAGAGCAUGCAACAGUUCCCUAUGCCAGUUCAUUGCCAAAGGAUCCAGUCGAGCAACCACGAUCAGAUGCUGAUGGUGGUGCAGAGGUUCAAGCAAUCCUCAGACAGACCAUUGAUGGCGCUUGUAGUGGCAUGUCAGCUCAAAGCAAGAUCCCUCCUUCCCAACAAGAAUCCGAGCAUGCCGACUCCAUGGUAGCAGGAUCUGUAGCCAGACAGAUCAUUGCACCCCAUGCAGCUGCUGGUUCAAACUCUAGAGAUGUGGAGGAGCAAGUUCAUUCAGAGGCUGAGGGGUAUGUGGAUGCAGUGGAACAAGCGGUGGCUCGAGAAUUUGUUGCUUCUGCAAGCAAUCUUCAGGGUGUCCCUCAACCAUCGCAUGAACAACUUUCUCAGAAAACAGAUUCUGUUGUUCCGGAAUCGAUUACUAGAAAUCUCAUUGUGGGUGGGAUGUAUGAGUCUGAUGUUCGUUCUCAAAGUGGACACAUACCAGAGGAAGCGUUGUCAGAUGGUUAUGCAGUGAACGGUGUUGCUAGAGAAGUCAUUGUGUCAGCAGCCGCACAGGAAGUACCAACACAGCGUACGGCCCCAUCCUCCCACAUUGAAUCGGAAGGUGCAGUUUCCCAUGCUGUGCAGUUGGUCGCAAGAGAUACGUUUGCAGAGCAUGCAACAGUUCCCUAUGCCAGUUCAUUGCCAAAGGAUCUAGUCGAGCAACCACGAUCAGAUGCUGAUGGUGGUGCAGAGGUUCAAGCAAUCCUCAGACAGACCAUUGAUGGCGCUUGUAGUGGCAUGUCAGCUCAAAGCAAGAUCCCUCCUUCCCAACAAGAAUCCGAGCAUGCCGACUCCAUGGUAGCAGGAUCUGUAGCCAGACAGAUCAUUGCACCCCAUGCAGCUGCUGGUUCAAACUCUAGAGAUGUGGAGGAGCAAGUUCAUUCAGAGGCUGAGGGGUAUGUGGAUGCAGUGGAACAAGCGGUGGCUCGAGAAUUUGUUGCUUCUGCAAGCAAUCUUCAGGGUGUCCCUCAACCAUCGCAUGAACAACUUUCUCAGAAAACAGAUUCUGUUGUUCCGGAAUCGAUUACUAGAAAUCUCAUUGUGGGUGGGAUGUAUGAGUCUGAUGUUCGUUCUCAAAGUGGACACAUACCAGAGGAAGCGUUGUCAGAUGGUUAUGCAGUGAACGGUGUUGCUAGAGAAGUCAUUGUGUCAGCAGCCGCACAGGAAGUACCAACACAGCGUACGGCCCCAUCCUCCCACAUUGAAUCGGAAGGUGCAGUUUCCCAUGCUGUGCAGUUGGUCGCAAGAGACACGUUUGCAGAGCAUGCAACAGUUCCCUAUGCCAGUUCAUUGCCAAAGGAUCUAGUCGAGCAACCACGAUCAGAUGCUGAUGGUGGUGCAGAGGUUCAAGCAAUCCUCAGACAGACCAUUGAUGGCGCUUGUAGUGGCACGUCAGCUCAAAGCAAGAUCCCUCCUUCCCAACAAGAAUCCGAGCAUGCCGACUCCAUGGUAGCAGGAUCUGUAGCCAGACAGAUCAUUGCACCCCAUGCAGCUGCUGGUUCAAACUCUAGAGAUGUGGAGGAGCAAGUUCAUUCAGAGGCUGAGGGGUAUGUGGAUGCAGUGGAACAAGCGGUGGCUCGAGAAUUUGUUGCUUCUGCAAGCAAUCUUCAGGGUGUCCCUCAACCAUCGCAUGAACAACUUUCUCAGAAAACAGAUUCUGUUGUUCCGGAAUCGAUUACUAGAAAUCUCAUUGUGGGUGGGAUGUAUGAGUCUGAUGUUCGUUCUCAAAGUGGACACAUACCAGAGGAAGCGUUGUCAGAUGGUUAUGCAGUGAACGGUGUUGCUAGAGAAGUCAUUGUGUCAGCAGCCGCACAGGAAGUACCAACACAGCGUACGGCCCCAUCCUCCCACAUUGAAUCGGAAGGUGCAGUUUCCCAUGCUGUGCAGUUGGUCGCAAGAGAUACGUUUGCAGAGCAUGCAACAGUUCCCUAUGCCAGUUCAUUGCCAAAGGAUCUAGUCGAGCAACCACGAUCAGAUGCUGAUGGUGGUGCAGAGGUUCAAGCAAUCCUCAGACAGACCAUUGAUGGCGCUUGUAGUGGCACGUCAGCUCAAAGCAAGAUCCCUCCUUCCCAACAAGAAUCCGAGCAUGCCGACUCCAUGGUAGCAGGAUCUGUAGCCAGACAGAUCAUUGCACCCCAUGCAGCUGCUGGUUCAAACUCUAGAGAUGUGGAGGAGCAAGUUCAUUCAGAGGCUGAGGGGUAUGUGGAUGCAGUGGAACAAGCGGUGGCUCGAGAAUUUGUUGCUUCUGCAAGCGAUCUGCAGCAUGUACCGCGUACAAAUCCUUCCUCGGAGGUCUGUUCGGAGAAGACAGACUCGGCUGUUGCGCAAUCUUUGGCCAGAGAGGCCACGCUUCCUUAUGUUCUGGAAUAAAGGGAGAAAAGGGAGAAUAUCUUUCCAUUUUUUGAUGCUUUUCUUGGCAGAAAAGAAUAACAAUAGUAAUAAUAUAUAUAUAUAGAUAGAAUAGUCAUUUUACAUGUUGAUUAUCAUGAGUUUGCCAUGCUCACAAAGGGGAGUAUGUUCGUGCAGCUCAUCCGUUUCAAAGCUGUUGCAGCUCGUCAUGGAUUGGGACGGCGAGAACAUGGCACAAUUUCAGUGUUUGAUUUUAAGCUGGAGCUGGAGGCUUUUAACCGGGCAUACCUGACGCCCUGAGGGCUUGUGCCACAACUGGCUUCUGGCUGAAAGCUUCUUUAGCGCUCUGAUUUUGGCUGUCCUGCAUGUCAUAGGCUGUUGUGAAUCAAGAGACCAUGGAG